AGAGAGAGAGAGGUGGGCUGUGGCUGUACCUCAGUGUUACAGAGUGUCGUCGUGGGAGCGGUUUGCUCUUCCACAUCAGACUCCUUCUAUCCCUCCGUGCUGGAGGAGCGAGGAGGAACCUCUCCUCUGUUUUUCCCCUGUGCGGACACACGGAUAAUACCACACCACGGCUGGGAAGAUGGUUUUUCUGCGGCAUAUGGUUACCCUUUAUACUCUGAGCGUCUUUAGCGGAGCAUCCGCCGCCACUCACUAUAAUUGCAAUGGUCCUCUGAUAUCCACGUUACCCCAUUCAUCCUUUCAGAGCUCCUCUCAGUCCACAAUCAGUUAUGCUGCUUACAACGCCAAGCUCAACAGAAGAGAUGGAGCAGGAGGCUGGUCUCCCAUGGUGACUGACCAAGAACCCUGGCUCCAGGUGGACCUCAGGGAGCAGAUGGAGGUGACGGCUGUGGCUACGCAGGGACGUUAUGACAGCUGGGACUGGGUCAGCAGUUACCUGCUGCUCUACAGUGACACGGGCCGGGCCUGGAAGCAGUACAGACAAGAGGACAGUGUGGGGAGAUUUGUCGGGAACGUGAAUUCGGAGGCUGUUGUCCAGAACAAACUGUCCCACCCAGUGAGAACGCGUUUCCUGCGUUUCGUCCCUCUCGAUUGGAACCCCAGUGGCUGGAUGGGCCUCAGAGUGGAGGUGUAUGGCUGUUCCUACAAGUCAUAUGUGGCAGACUUUGAUGGCAGAAGCUCAUUACUGUAUCGAUUCAACCAAAAGUCCAUGUCAACGGUGAAGGACGUGAUCUCUCUGCGUUUCAAGAGCCAUCAGGCCGAGGGUGUUUUGCUGCAUGGAGAGGGGCAAAGAGGAGAUUACAUCACCCUGGAGCUUCACAGGGGAAGACUGGACCUCUACCUCAACUUAGACGACAGCAGGCUGAGGUUCACCAGCGGUCGUGUUGCUGUCACUGUGGGCAGUCUGCUGGAUGACCAGCACUGGCACUCUGUUCAUAUAGAGCGCUUCAACAAGCAGGUUAACCUCACAGUGGACUCCCACACACAGCACUUCCAAACAAAAGGAGAAGGACACUCACUGGAGGUGGACUACGAGCUGAGUUUUGGAGGCAUCCCACUGCCUGGUAAACCUGGCACCUUUUUGAGGAAGAACUUCCACGGCUGCAUGGAAAACCUCUACUACAACGGAAUCAAUAUCAUAGACUUGGCAAAGAGACGAAAGCCACAGAUACACAGCGUGGGCAAUGUGACCUUCUCAUGUUCGCAACCCCAGCUGGUGGCCUGCACCUUUCUGAGCUCCAGCAGCAGUUUCCUGUCACUUUCAUCAGCAGCAUCUGCCACAGGGGGUUUCUCUGUUCGCUUCCAGUUCAGGACGUGGAACCCAGACGGGCUGCUGCUCUCCGUGCAGCUGAACCCGGAGCCCCAGAGACUGGAGCUGCUGAUCAGCAACAGCCGGCUGCACCUGACCCUUCACAGCACAGGACGACAGAAAUCAGAGGUCUCUGCUGGUCACAAAGUCAACGACGGUCUGUGGCACUCUGUGAGUCUCAACACAAGGAAUUUACAGAUCACUUUGGCUGUGGACGGUGAGCCAUCCUCCACAAUUGAACUGUGGGAACAACUGGAAUCAAGAGGCAGCUUUUACUUUGGAGGCUGUCCCACUAUGGACUGUCAGUACCUGACCCCAGCCUUCCAGGGUUGUAUGCGGCUCAUAUUCAUCAACAGCCAGCCGAUGAAUCUCAAUCAUGUACAGCAAGGAUUGCUGGGAAAUUCUAAUGAGCUUCAGUUUGACACCUGCAAUAUAAGAGACAGAUGCCUUCCUAACCUGUGUGAACAUGGAGGCCGCUGCUCUCAGACUUGGAGUUCCUUCUCCUGCGACUGUUCGGGAACCGGAUACUCUGGAGCAACCUGUCACAACUCCAUCUAUGAGUCGUCUUGUGAGGCCUACAAGCUGAUUGGCAGCUCCUCAGGCUUCUACUCCAUUGAUCCAGAUGGGAGUGGUCCCCUAGGGCCCACACAGGUAUACUGCAACAUGACAGAGGAGAAGGUGUGGACAGUGUUGACACACAACAGCACAGCUCCAGUUACAGUCAAGGGCUCCUCUCUACGCAAACCUCACAUCAUGAAGUUCAACUACAGCACCUCAGCUGAACAACUUCGUGCAAUUGUGUCAGGGUCAGAGCAGUGCCAACAGGAAGUGAUUUACAACUGCAAGAAGUCCCAUCUCUUUAAUACAAAAGGGUCUGGAAAGUGUUUUAAAACAAGCCGCAGAACAGGGUGGAAACGGAUGACUGCAAUGAGUGCCAUGACAGGGAGAGAGGAUGGCAGUCCGCUGUCCUGGUGGCUGGACCGGGAAGGAGAGAGACGAAGCUACUGGGGAGGCUUCUUGUCUGGAGUUCAGCAGUGCUCCUGCAGCCUGGAGGGGAACUGCAUCGACAUGAACUACUUCUGCAACUGUGACUCUGAUACAGACGCAUGGGCUAAUGACACAGGAAUCCUCUCCUAUAAAGACCACCUACCAGUGAGCCAGAUUGUGAUUGGAGACACCAACAGAACGGGCUCACAGGCCGUCUACCACAUAGGACCUCUGCGUUGUUAUGGAGACAAAUCUAUAUGGAAUGCAGCAUCUUUCUACCAGGAGUCCUCCUACCUCUACUUCCCCACCCUACAGGCAGAGCUCGCCUCUGAUAUCUCCUUCUACUUCAAGACUAGCACUCCUUCAGGAGUGUUUCUGGAGAACCUGGGCCUCAAGAACUUCAUCAGAGUGGAGCUCAGCUAUCCCUCAGUGGUGACUUUCUCCUUUGAUGUGGGAAACGGUCCAGUGGUCCUGUCCGUGAAGUCUCACCUCCCUCUGAAUGACAGACAGUGGCACUACGUGAGGGCAGAGCGCAAUGUGAAGGAGGCCUCCCUGCAGGUCGACCAGCUUCCCCUCCGCUUCCUGGAGGCUCCAGCUGACGGACACCCCCGUUUACGGCUCAGCAGCCAGCUGUUUGUAGGAGGAACAGCGUCCCUGCAGAGGGGCUUCCUGGGCUGCAUCAGGACUCUGACCAUCAACGGCGUGAGCUUUGAUCUGGAGGAGAGGGCCAAAAUGACGCCAGGGGUGAGCUCUGGUUGUCCCGGCUACUGCAGCGGCUCCAGUAGCCUCUGCCACAACAGGGGGAGGUGUAUCGAGAAGAGCAACGGCUACGUGUGCGACUGCUCCCAGUCCGCAUAUGGGGGAACAACCUGUAACCAAGAAGUGUCAGUGUCCUUCGACAUGGAGUCCUCAGUGACCUACACCUUCCAGGAGCCCUUCUCAGUGAUGCAGAACAGAAGCUCGCAGGCCUCCAGUGUUUCCACAGAAAGCAGCAGCAGAGCCAGAGAGGACGUGGCCUUCAGCUUCGUCACCUCCCAGAGGCCCACCAUGCUUCUGACUGUCAGCACCUUUAACCAGCAGUAUAUCGCUGUCAUCCUGGCCAAGAACGGGAGUCUGCAGAUCUGGUAUCACCUUCAGACAGAUAGGAGUCCAGACGUGUUCAGUCCUGCCCUCGGUAACCUGGCAGACGGACGACUCCAUCGAAUUCGAAUCCAUCGAGUGGGAAAAAACCUUUAUGUACAGAUCGACCAGGACAUCCACACAAAGUACACACUGUCAUCUGAUGCAGAGCUGAUCUUAAUCAGAUCCUUGACAUUGGGCAAAGUCACCAGGAUGGAGAACUUCAAUGAGGAAGUAAUGCAAGCAGCAUCUAAAGGUUUCAUUGGCUGCCUCUCCUCGGUCCAGUUCAAUCAUGUGGCACCGCUAAAGGCAGCGCUGACAAAUCGAGGAAGUUCACUGGUCACUAUUCGUGGUCCAUUGGUCCAAUCAAAUUGUGGAGCACUGGCAGAGUCCACCUCGCACAUACUGCAAGAUCAAACUGUAACAGCAAAUAAAGAUAAGGAGCAGCAUGGUAAUGGCACCCAGAAGGAUUUGGCUGUAAUAGCAGGUGUGGUCACAGCGGUGGUCUUUAUCGCUGUGUGUGCUCUGGCUGUGAUAAGCCGCCUCCUCUACCAGCAGCGGCGGGCCCAGAGGAGCAGCAGCAUCAAAGAGGAGAAUAGACACAGCAUGUACACAGACUACAGGACAGAGCUGCACCUCCACAACUCAGCCAGAGACAACAUGAAGGAAUACUACAUCUGACCACAGUGUGCACUCCAUGGACCUAAGCCACAAACGUACCUCUCUCUUAUAAAGGACUAACAGGUGGACGUGCUGCUGCUGCUGCAAAAAACAUCUCUGUGCCCUGGAAGUCUCUCAGGAACACUGCAAACGCCUGUAGCCUGUAGUCCACUCUUAUAAUGCUCCAGUACAAGCAAGUGGCUGAAUCUUUACGGCUGUUAGUGUAUUUGAUGUUGGUGAAACUGUCAGAAUCAAGCUGCUGUGAUUUCUGUCAUUGCAAAAUGUGUAAAGCAAAAGAUGAAUGUUCUGCAGGGGCGGAGAGAGGGACAACACGAGAGCAGUGAGUGAAAGCUGCUGUCCAUCCUGAAUGCGCACAACUUUAAACGUUUUGUUAGAAUAUUUCCACAUUUCAGUGGGGCUCACUAAAUUGUACUUGGAAAUGUAGGCCAGGCCUGUAAGAUCUGCGUGCAUUCGCUGCUGUCUUUGUUUUUUUUUUCCCAGUGGUGGUGAAUGUUGUAGAAGAAGAAAGAGGGACAAUACUGCCUAUACUGUAUGAGUGCCUAAUUUGCAUACAAGUUUUUAUUUUAGCAUUUUAGAAGUUAUUUAAUGUGUGUUGCACAAAAAGCAGUCCCAUUUACACAUAGAAGAGCUUAUUGUCAUUCAGUUCUGCACCCGGCACUACAAAGAAUAAAAAGGAAUUUGAAUUUCCCAGUCAUGCACAAUGUCUGCCAGUUGACCAUUAGUAAUGGGUGACUCUCCUGCACUGAGUUGUUUUCCACUACACCGUUUGAUGUAGCAUGGAAAUUAACAAACCUAAAAAGUCCAAUCUUUUGUUAACUGGAUACGCUCCAGGUCUGUAAGGUUCAACACUUGUCUUUCAGGUGUUUCAGGUUUUGAAAUCUUGUCCCUAGCAAAAGCAUUGUACACCAGUCAGGCCACAUAUAUUUAGUUCUAGGCAAUAUUUUGAUGAUGACUUAUGAAAUUGUGGAUUUUUUGUAUUUAUUUAAUUGUGCAAAUUUUACUUGUGUAUUAUUUUUCCAAGCAUAUAAAAUCGAAAAACACCUGUGUAUAUUAUAUCAUCAGAGUAGCAGAAAUAAUACAUGAAUGGAGAGAAUUACAGUAUUUUAUAAAUAAAUAGUCAUUUACACAAACACAUACAACAACCGGGGUAACUAUCAACCAAACGGCAGCAGUCGAGAAUCUCAACAAAAACACAUACUGAUAGUGGUAUAUUAAAAAAUCUGGCAAACAACAAAGCACCCACAAGGUAUUUUGGUGUUCUUUGGCAGAUGGGCAGCAGUUUGAUAUGUACAGAGUUCAGCAAGUACUUACCGAAGCUGAUAUAACCACCGAGCGAGUUGAGUCAAGUUUGCAGCAGUAUGAAACAGUCACAGCAGCAGGUUUAUUGGGCGCUUGUACAGCUACAGUAAGUUCCGGGGUAAAAUGUGUUAGUCAAAACCUACUCUACUACACUUUGUCACAGUACUUUAGUGAGUUUGUACCACUGUUAAAGGUUGUAAUGCUUAUAUCUCAGUUGCUAGCUUGGCAAGAGAAGGUGGGCCAGACUAAGAUUGGGAGGCUGUGAUAUUUCUUGGAAGUAUUACUUACCGGCGUAGACUCCGGUACGUACCAAACUCAAAAAGUACUGGUACAAAAGUUUAGUUUGUCCCUUAUUUUGCAACGCUAGCCAGCAGUGCUUAGAGCUUUUUGCAACCAAGAAAAAAAAAACACUGUUACCUUGUUUAUUUAUUUAUUGUUUGGAUUACAGGGAUACGUGGUGUUUUCUAUAUAUUUCAAUCAGAAUACUUUUUAUAUGUCUUUUACUGGUUGAUCCUAAGAAAAAAUCCCUAUUCACACAAGCAAGACAAAAAGUCUAGAGCCGACGUAGUGGUCCUGCAAGCCUGUUAUACACAAUAAAAUUACAGUAAGAAUAAAGCAUGGAUGAAAAA
Messenger RNA from Micropterus salmoides (largemouth bass), 6081 nucleotides. RefSeq names its product contactin associated protein family member 5a (gene cntnap5a). Bases 179 to 4153 code for a protein of 1324 amino acids. Lineage: Eukaryota; Metazoa; Chordata; Actinopteri; Centrarchiformes; Centrarchidae. The transcript has 25 exons. The record is from RefSeq and is a predicted model, not a curated record.